CUCAAGUACACUGCUCCGACCAAACCUCACAAAAACUUUUUUUCCCUUUUUUCCCCCAAUCCCGCGGAGAAAUACUCCUAGCUGCCUUUUCCUUUUUUGUUCUUUUCCCAGGUCGUCGGAUCCCCGGGGGAAUUCGCCGAUUUGCUUCCGCGACUGACACGAAUCGAGUUGCAGAAGACAAACUGGCCUGCUAGGAACCAAGCUAUAGUUGCCAACGCAGCGCCAGACUCUCUUGCCGCCUCUUCUCCUAACUAGCUGACCUCCAAUGGGAUGGGGAACCAUCAUAUCCAGGCGCCUCAAAGUUUUUUCAUUGGCACUGUUUGUCUACUUUGACUAUAAGGCUGUUCAGAAGAGAGUGCAAUGGGUUAGUGCUGUUAAAAAGAAUUCUAUAUGGGCAAAGACACACGAGCGAAAUGCUCGCCGUGUUCUCAACCUGAUGAUAGAAUUAGAAGGUCUAUGGGUGAAAAUGGGUCAGUAUUUGUCCACAAGAGCCGAUGUGCUUCCUGAGCCAUACAUAACUGUCCUGAAGCAGUUGCAGGACUCGCUUCCUCCACGCCCCCUUGAAGAGGUUCGUGGAACCAUCGAGAAAGAACUUGGGAAACCCAUGAGUGAACUAUUUGCUAAUUUUGACAAUAACCCUCUUGCAACUGCAUCAAUAGCACAAGUUCAUCGUGCAACUCUGGAAGAUGGCAGAGAAGUAGUUGUGAAAAUUCAGCAUGAUGGUAUCAAAGAGAUCAUAUUAGAGGAUCUGAAGAACGCAAAAUCACUAAUUGAAUGGAUUGCAUGGGCAGAACCUCAGUAUGAUUUCAAUCCGAUGAUUGAUGAAUGGUGCAAGGAGGCACCAAAGGAGCUUGAUUUCAAUCAUGAAGCAGAGAACACUAGGACUGUCUCCAGAAACCUUAGUCAGAAAACUGAAGGUGGAACUGGCAGUGUUUCCAGUGAUGUUGAUGUACUUAUUCCAGAAGUUAUCCAGUCGACUGAGAGAGUUCUAGUUUUGCAAUAUAUGGAUGGGAUCCGCUUACAUGACAAUGAUUCACUGGAAGCAUAUGGUGUUGAUAAGAAAAGACUUGUUGAAGAGAUAACCCGUGCGUAUGCUCAUCAAUUAUACAUUGACGGUUUCUUCAAUGGCGAUCCUCACCCUGGCAAUUUCCUUGUUAGCAAGGAACCUCCACACAAACCGAUUCUCCUUGAUUUUGGACUCACGAAACGCAUAUCACAAUCAAUGAGGCAGGCACUAGCAAAGAUGUUUUUGUCAUGCGCUGAGGGAGACCAAGUGGCAUUGCUAUCAGCCUUUGCAGAGAUGGGGCUUAAGCUGCGGGUUGACAUGCCUCAGCAGUCUAUGGAUAUUGCCACAAUAUUCUUUCGCCAGUCGACCACAGCAGAUGAAGCAAAGGAGAACAUUAAAGCACUGAAUGAGCAGCGAGAACGGAACACCAAAGCCCUUCAAGAAAAGAUGAAACUGAACAAGAAGGAGGUUAAACAUUUUAAUCCUGUUGAUGCUUUCCCUGGGGAUGCAAUAAUAUUUAUGAGGGUGUUAAAUCUUCUUAGAGGGCUCUCAGCUUCACUAAAUGUUAGGAUAGUUUAUCUUGACAUCAUGAGGCCAUUCGCUGAAUCCACUUUGCUAGGGAGUAUAACGCGUGGGCCUUCAACAAAUAGUCAGUGGAUUUAUGACUCGCCUGUUAACUCUGAAGUGGAGUCUAAACUGAGGAAUCUUCUACUUGAGAUGGGAAGUGAGAAAAUUUUGGGAAUACAAGUAUGUGCAUAUAAAGACGGAAAAGUCAUAAUAGAUACUGCUGCGGGUUCCUUAGGGAAGUAUGACCCUCGUCCUGUUCAACCUGAUUCUCUGUUUCCAGUUUUCUCAGUGACAAAGGGUAUCACUGCUGGGAUGGUACAUUGGCUUGUUGACAAAGGGAAGUUGAAGUAUGACGAAACAGUUGCCGAUAUAUGGCCGGAAUUCGGAACUAACAAAAAGGAGCUAAUAAAGGUGCAUCAUCUUCUUAAUCAUACAUCUGGUCUGCAAAAUGCACUGGGAGAUGUAGUCAAAACCGAUCCUAUGUCGGUAUGUGACUGGGAAGAGACGCUACACCAGAUUGCAAAAUCUACGCCUGAAACUGAGCCUGGUUCAUCACAAAUUUAUCACUACCUAUCCUUUGGUUGGCUCUGUGGCGGUCUCAUAGAGCAUGCGUCUGGGAAGAAGUUCCAGGAGAUCCUAGAAGAGGCUAUUGUUCGUCCUCUUCAAAUUGAAGGGGAGCUAUAUAUCGGCAUUCCUCCAGGUGUUGAAUCUCGCCUGGCGGCACUGACAGUCGACAUGGAAGAAAUCAAGAAGCUAUCAGGGUUGAAGCCAGGGCCGGACGUUCCACCGGAGUUGCUGAGCAGUAUCGUGCAGAUGGCGGCGGGUGUACCGGCUCUGUUUAACACGUUGAACAUGCGCCGUGCCAUCAUCCCCGCCGGCAACGGGCAUAUAUCUGCCCGCGCGCUUGCUCGGUACUACGCGGCCCUGGGAGCCAGCGGCACCAUUCCCCCGCCGCACUCCAGUUCCUCCAAGCCACCCCUGGGCAGCCAUGUGCACAUCCCCACGCUCCCCACGGCCGCGCCCAAGAAGAAGAAGAAAGGCUCCGCAAAGAAGGGCGGCAGCACGCCUGACAAGGGCGAGUACGCCCAGCUACGCACCAGCGACGCCGACAGCGAAGCGUCGGCAGCUGCAGGGAGCACCGGCGGCACAAUGUUCACCAACAGCAGCGGCAGCAUCCUGGACGCCUUCAUGGGCGUGGGCGAGUACUCGGGCAUGAUCCACCCUGACGGCAAGUUUGGGCUCGGGUUCAGGAGGUACGGCAAGGCUGGCUGCGCCCCGACAGGAUUCGGGCACUCCGGGAUGGGCGGGUCGAAUGGGUUCUGCGACCCGGAGCACGCGUUCGCCAUCGUGGUGACGCUGAACAGGAUGUCGCUGGGGAGCGUGACACGGCGCGUGGUGCGGCUCGUGUGCGAGGAGCUGGGCGUGCCGGUGCCCGACGAGUUCUCCGUCGAUGGGGAGAAGGGGCCUGACAUGGUGCUCAACCUCGCGACGCCGCCGGAGUAGAUUGAUUGACCUGUAGGAAU
Lolium perenne is the source of this 3096-nucleotide messenger RNA. RefSeq lists its product as uncharacterized. Lineage: Eukaryota; Viridiplantae; Streptophyta; Magnoliopsida; Poales; Poaceae. Gene Ontology annotation, cellular component: endoplasmic reticulum; Golgi apparatus. The record is from RefSeq and is a predicted model, not a curated record.